UGUCAAUCUUGUUAAUGUCAAAUGAUCUUUUCAUUUUGAAAUUCAAUAAGAUAUUGUUUUCAAUAAUUAAAGGAAUAAAUUGAAUCUAACAUUUGAGUUAUAAUUAUCUUUAAGUCCAUAAUGAGAAAUCUUACUAAUAAAAUAAUAUUUUUUAAUAGAUGUCAAUCACAGCUAAGCCGAUGUGCGUUCAAUAGUACCGCGAAGACCACUCAAACCAGGUUUUAUUCUCGACCAACAAGUUUCCCAGAUUAUUAUCAAAAUCCAAUAUUUAGAAAGGAAGAUCAGGCAAAACUGAUUGAAAACAAUGACCUAUCUAAAUUGGCUACUACUCCGUUCAGGCCUCCAGCAUCGUACGAGACGUCAUCUGUGUAUCACGAUCCAAUUGUAAAUAAAGUUAUAAAUCAUGUGAUGGAAGAUGGUAAGAAACAGUUGGCUCGCAGUUUAGUUGAGAAGGCAUUUGAGAAUGUUAAGAGAAUACAAAUUGAACGAUACCACUUAGCAACAACGCCAGAAGAGAAGUCCAAGAUAAUAUUAAGUCCAAAAGAUAUAUUGCAUAGGGCAAUUGAAAACAGUAAGCCCUUACUACAACUAUCUCCUAUAAAACGAGGAGGCAUAACCUAUCAGGUACCUGGACCUAUAACUGAAAAGAGAUCAUUAUUCUUAGCAAUUAAGUGGUUACUGGAAGCGGCAAAUGAUAAAGAUAGAACAGUACAUUUUCCUGAACAAUUUGCUUGGGAACUGUUAGAUGCUGCUAAUAAUACUGGCAAAGUGGUGAAGAGAAAGCAAGAUCUUCAUAGACAAUGUGAGGCAAACAGGGCGUAUGCUCAUUAUAGAUGGCAGUAGUGGGUGCUUUGUGUUACCAGCUAUAAAAAAUAAUAUAAAAGAACUUGUCAGUAAAUGUAGAAAAUGUACACUAAAUAAUUUAGUUAAGUUUUAAAAUAAACAAACUUAAUACAAAA
Papilio xuthus (Asian swallowtail) is the source of this 959-nucleotide messenger RNA. RefSeq names its product mitochondrial ribosomal protein S7 (gene mRpS7). The record is from RefSeq and is a predicted model, not a curated record. Bases 121 to 843 code for a protein of 240 amino acids. Gene Ontology annotation, biological process: translation. Gene Ontology annotation, molecular function: structural constituent of ribosome; RNA binding. The transcript is spliced from 4 exons. NCBI's taxonomy places the organism in Eukaryota, Metazoa, Arthropoda, Insecta, Lepidoptera, Papilionidae.